This is a messenger RNA of Vanessa tameamea, 968 nucleotides long. Its product is annotated as transmembrane protein 222. NCBI's taxonomy places the organism in Eukaryota, Metazoa, Arthropoda, Insecta, Lepidoptera, Nymphalidae. The record is from RefSeq and is a predicted model, not a curated record. The coding region runs from base 231 to 785 and encodes 184 amino acids. The transcript has 4 exons.
GAAAAUUUUAAUUUAUUACAGUGACAGUACACAAUUUAUUUAGAUAAUGUAUGAAUUGUCAAUUGUCAUUAUAAAAACAUUAAAAUAUUAAUUGAAAGCUAUUGAAAUAUUCGAAUUGUUUCUCUUUAAAUUUUACUGAAAUUAUAAUUUGUAUCGAAUAUUGCUUAAUCAAUAACAUAUUAUUGAUUUUAAGCUAUGGAUUUUUUAAUUGGUUAACUUUUUUAUUUACAAUGAAUAGUGAUCAAAGUCCUGGUAGUCCUAUUGACUUGAGUGAUCGUGAGCAAGCAGUACUUAUGGAUCCCAUUGAUCAUGCCCGGGCGCGAUACCCAUACUGCAUUGUUUGGACGCCUAUACCAGUUUUAACAUGGAUAUUUCCCUUUCUUGGACACAUGGGUAUUUGCAUGUCAAAUGGAGUGAUAAGAGACUUUGCUGGUCCAUAUUUUGUGUCCGAAGAUCUUAUGGCUUUUGGGAACCCUACUAAGUACUGGCAGCUAUCACCACAGAGAGCAAAUAAUGGACAGGCUGGCUGGGAUGCAGCAGUUGCAGAAUCAUCAGAAAUAUACAAAAAAAGAAUGCAUAUAAUAUUCUAUGAUAACUGCCACUCACAUGUAGCUACAGCUCUAAAUAUCAUGAAUUACAAUGGUUACAAGAACUGGAAUAUGGUUAAGCUUGCUCUCUACAUGAUACCAUACUCAAAAUACGUAAGCUUUGGCGCAUUUAUGAAGACAUGGUUACCUUUUUUCAUUAUUGUUGCAUUUAUAUGCGGUCUGGCUGCAAUUAUCUAAACUUUUUAAUGUAUACUAAUGAAUCCCUUCUAUCAUCGUACUGUAGUGGUUAUCAAAUUUCUACUUUUUAUAUAAAAAAUAUAUAUUUGCUUUAAAUGUUUAAGAAUUUGUUUACUAUGUAAGAUAUUAUAUUUAUAAAUUUUCCGUUAAAUUAAUCAAAUAAAUGUGCUAAUGUACUUCAGU